Trichomycterus rosablanca is the source of this 4848-nucleotide messenger RNA. RefSeq names its product aftiphilin a (gene aftpha). The transcript has 10 exons. Bases 311 to 2344 code for a protein of 677 amino acids. Gene Ontology annotation, biological process: intracellular transport. NCBI's taxonomy places the organism in Eukaryota, Metazoa, Chordata, Actinopteri, Siluriformes, Trichomycteridae. The record is from RefSeq and is a predicted model, not a curated record. Gene Ontology annotation, molecular function: clathrin binding. Gene Ontology annotation, cellular component: trans-Golgi network membrane; AP-1 adaptor complex.
AGUCCUGAUUUAAGACCGGAUUUAAUCUAUAGUGUUGAUUAAACCGGAUUGUUUUUGGGUGUUUUAUGUUAAACAGGGACAUGAUUUCUCAGAGACGGGGUGAGAGAUUCUACUGAGCGAGAUGUUGAAGAGCUAAUCAGUCUGAGAGGGGCGCGCUAGCAGGCUAACGUUAGCAUCCUGUCAGCCGGCGCUUUAAAAGCGUCUCAUUAAUCAUUCUAAAUUAAUCCAACCACGAAGACGGUUUAUUUAUAAACAUGAGAGUUUGUCAGGGGGAUUAAUAAGGCGCGAGGAGUCGUCCGAGGAGGCGCCCAUGGAGCCGGACGUGAUCCGCAUGUACCCGUCCUCCCCGCCGCCGUUGGAGGAGGGCGGCGCCGGCGACGGGGAGGAGGACGACGACGAGUUCAGCGACUUCGCCGGCGUCCCCAACAGCAUCAGCUUCUCCGAGUUCGAGACGGCCACCACCUUCGAUCAGCUGCAGGCCCUGAACGCGACGUCGCCCCCGGAGCUGAUCGGGAACGGCCGGGUCGCCGGACUCCACCCGAACGGGGACGCCCCGGCCUGCCGCGUCGUCAGCGUGGAGGAGCUGAAAAGAGGGCGCACGAACUUUUCCGACGUCUCUGGGAACCUUCGGAACACCUCGAGCGACUGCAACGGCGGCGUCGGGGCGAACGAAGCGCUUACGAACGGGUUCGCUAGCCCGGACACGCAGGGGACGUCUCCCUCGUCCCGUAAACACAAAGGAACUGCGUUUGUAGAGACGAUGCCUGACGGCGAGGACUUCGCCGACUUUGCUGCUUUUUCCGACGCCGACGUUUCCGCGCAUUCAAACCACGAGGAGAGGCUAGCGCAGGACGGCGUACCGCCGGACGACGAUCGCCUCAGCAACGGAGACUGGGGUUUCCAUGACGAGUCAGCCGGCGCGGAGGUACCGCCCGCGCAAAACGGCGUGCCGUCGGAUCCCAGAAUCUCGCCCGUCUCCGGGGACAACACUGAGACGGAGACCUCAUUCGGGCGGCCGCUGUCCACGGAGGCGCUGGAGGAAUUCGGCGACUUCAGCACGACCGGUUCGGUCCCGUCGCCGCCCCUCCAGGAGGACACGGCGACCCCCGCCGGGGACGACGGAGACUUCGGGGAUUUCGGCGAUUUCGCACCUCCGGAGUCGACCCGCCCAGACGAGUUCGGCGAGUCCGAUGCGCACGGGCGAGCCGCGCGGGAGGGCGAGGAGGGGGCGGAGUUUCCCGUCAGCGACAGUUUCGCGGACUUCGCGUCGGCGCCGGUGGGCGGAGACCGGGACGCUGACGACGGCUGGCGGGCGUUCGACCGAUCGGAGUCGAACGAGGACACGGGCGACUCGUGGGCAGCGUUCGGGCAGGACCAAGGGCAGACGUUUUCGGAAACGACGCCUGUCCAGCCUGCUGACGACAGGAGAGACAGUUUAACGGCGUCGCUGCUGAGCCGACUCGAGAAACUUCUCCUGCUCGGUUUUCCGGAAGUCUCUGCACCUCAUCUAGAGAACGACGUCCCCCCCCUGAAAUCGCUCCUGGAGCCGCCCGACAGAUCGGAACCGGAACGGGAAGAGCCGACGCCGGCCCGUGGGGCUGUGCGGGACGUGUGGGCGCGGCUGCAGGACGUCCACAGCGCCCUCGGCCUGAGGCACCAGUGGGGCGGCUCGCACUGCAACAAGGUCCUGCUCUGCUCGCUGGGCAUCGACACCCGGAACAUUCUGUUCACAGGUCAGAAGAAGCAGCCCGUUAUCGUGCCCAUGUACGCCGCCAGUCUGGGAAUGCUGGAGCCCACUAAAGAGCCGGUGAAGCCCGUCUCAGCCGCCGAGAUGAUCGCCUCCAUAGCCCAGUCGGGUCUGGAGAUGAGCACCUGCCCCGCCGACGCAGCGCAGGAGCCCCUCCCUCCCGUGCAGUUCGACUGGAGCAGCAGUGGCCUUACCAACCCUCUGGACACGAGCGGAGGUUCGGCUCUGCUGAAUCUGGAUUUUUUCGGCCCGGUAGACGAGUCGUCCUCCGGCAGCGCCACGUCCAUGCCAGGCGUGGAUCCCGAGCUCUACGAGCUGACCCAGGCUAAGCUGGUGGUGAGCGCGGGGGGGAACAAGGUGGCGGACGCUUUCGCUCGCCUCAUGUCCACCGCGGAGAAGACCAACACGUCCACCAGGCGGCUCCAGCAGCAGCAGCAGCAGAAGGAGGAGAACCUGAGCGAGGAGGCUCGUCGUGUCAUCUCCACCCUGCCUGAUCUCUCCUUCAUGCAGGCCAAAGUGCUGAUGUUCCCCUCCACCCUGACUCCUCUCCCCCUCUCCUCCUGCUCCUCCUCCUCGCCCUCUCCUGUACCCGACUGAUGGGUCCGGCGCCGCCGCACCGUGUCCCGUCUCGCCUCCAUGUCGGCUUUCGUUCGUGUGUGUGUGUGUGUGUGUGUGUGUGUUUCACUUAGCAUUUUAUUAGGGAUGCACCGAUCCUGACCUGGAUAGCCGGCCAGGAAAUGUGGACGCCCCCACUUAAUCUCUCUGGAACGCUCAUGUAGCUGCUCAUGCUACAAAUCUCCCUGUUCCUAUUAUUUUGCCACCUUGUUACCUUUAGUGUACAAUCAAAUCGGUGCGGUAGGCUGGGCGCCCAUCUAGCGGGCACAAGCGGUAGUGCAGACAGUCUGCUGGGUGGGAAAGGAGUCAGUCACUGAGUCAAUAUGUGAGUCAGUCAGCGAGUCAUUCAUUGAAUUAGUUGGUUAGUCACCAAGUGAGUCAGUCACUGAGUCACCAAGUGAGUCAGUCGGUGAGUCAUUCAUUGAAUUGGUCAGUCGCUGAGUCACUAUGUGAAUCAGUCGGUGAGUCAUUCAUUGAAUUAGUCAGUCAGUUGGUGAGUCACCAAGUGAAUCAGUCGGUGAGUCAUUAAAUUAGUCAGUCAGGCACCAAGUGAGUCAGUCACCGAGUCAUUAUGUGAAUCAGUCAGUGAGUCAUUCAUUUAAUUAGUCAGUCACCAAGUGAGUCAGUCACUGAGUCACCAAGUGAGUCAGUCGGUGAGUCAUUCAUUGAAUUGGUCAGUCAGUCACCAAGUGAGUCAGUCACUGAGUCACCAAGUGAGUCAGUCGGUGAGUCAUUCAUUGAAUCAGUCAGUCAGUUGGUGAGUCACCAAGUGAAUCAGUCGGUGAGUCACCAAGUGAAUCAGUCGGUGAGUCAUUAAAUUAGUCAGUCAGUCACCAAGUGAGUCAGUCGGUGAGUCAUUCAUUGAAUCAGUCAGUCAGUUGGUGAGUCACCAAGUGAAUCAGUCGGUGAGUCAUUAAAUUAGUCAGUCAGUCACCAAGUGAGUCAGUCACUGAGUCAUUAUGUGAAUCAGUGAGUCAUUCAUUGAAUUUGUCGGUCAGUCACCAAGUGAGUCAGUCACUGAGUCACUGUGUGAAUCAGUCGGUGAGUCAUUCAUUGAAUUAGUCAGUCGGUCAGUCACUGAGUCACCAAGUGAGUCAGUCGGUGAGUCAUUCAUUGAAUUGGUCAGUCAGUCACCAAGUGAGUCAGUCACUGAGUCACCAAGUGAGUCAGUCGGUGAGUCAUUCAUUGAAUCAGUCAGUCAGUUGGUGAGUCACCAAGUGAAUCAGUCGGUGAGUCACCAAGUGAAUCAGUCGGUGAGUCAUUAAAUUAGUCAGUCAGUCACCAAGUGAGUCAGUCACUGAGUCAUUAUGUGAAUCAGUGAGUCAUUCAUUGAAUUAGUCAGUCAGUCGGUCAGUCACCAAGUGAGUCAGUCACUGAGUCAUUUAGUGUAUCAGUCACACAGACGCAGCUCUCGCUCAAUGCAGGUUGAGGUUGGGGGGGGGGGGGUCACAAAUGUGGGGCAUGGUGUGGCUUUACCACGGACCGUCUGUCACAUGUCACAUUUAAAGAGAUGCGAUUGGCUGCAUCUGAACUCAUCAGUGCGCUCUAAGUGCAGGUCCCAAGCCCGGAUGAAGGAUCGGUGCAGCCCGAACGUCGGAGCUUUAGUGUGCGUAUGAUCAGGGAUACGACUCGAUUCUUCAUCUUUUAGGUUUCUGUCAUCGGUUCGAAUGAUCGCGCGUGUGCGUGUGUGUGUGUGUGUGUGUGUGUGUGUGUGUGUGUGUGUGGAGAAAACACUGGUGUAAGAGGCGAGCGUGAAGUCGGACGUAUAAGCGCACUGCUGGGUAAUUUAUCCCGAUGAUUAAGGCCUUAGGUUUUAACGCUUUUAGUUCUGUAAUCCUCGUGUAAAUAUCGUUAGGUUAUAAUGAUCACGUUUCAUUUCUGAUUAACGUCCGACGGGUGACGACGAUGCUGAUUAUUAUUAUCAUGCUGAUUACGAUUAUUCCGAUUAUUAUUAUUACCGUACCGCUGAUUUUCAAAGUGGAACCACUGACUGUAACGUAGCCGAAUCGCUGAGACGGAAACGGAAGGGACCAAUCGUACGCAUUUACCCGUCAGCGUCUCCUAUCGGCGUCUUUGUGUUAGCGAGAGAGCUUUUCCUUAUACGGGCGGAAGUAUUCGGACACCCUGAAUUGUUCCCGGUCGGGGGGGCGUCCUGAUACUUUCGCCCGACUGGCGUAUGUGUAUAUUUUGUUUGAUUCUGUGUGUGUGUGUGUGUGUGUGUGUGUGUGUGUGUGUGUGUCUCGUCUUUCUCUCCGCGAGGAAAUUUUGCACAUCAGUGAAAGUACUACUCGAACCCGGUGGUCGAACUGUGGCUCCUGAGCCGGGGCCCCGCUGCUGCGCCGGGGAAGGGCGGGGGAGGGGAUGGGGGACGAGCAUGCCUGGGCUCUUGUGGACUCGCAGAAGAAAAGAAAACCACUCCCCAAAACAAUCUGUGUGUAAAUGAUCUUUUAGUGUACACGACUAAUUAAAGUAAAUGAAGAGAGAAC